Messenger RNA from Pseudomyrmex gracilis, 1150 nucleotides. RefSeq names its product annexin B11-like. NCBI's taxonomy places the organism in Eukaryota, Metazoa, Arthropoda, Insecta, Hymenoptera, Formicidae. Bases 296 to 1150 code for a protein of 284 amino acids. The record is from RefSeq and is a predicted model, not a curated record. The transcript has 5 exons.
CUUUCGCUGCUUGUCUGAAUCUGGGUAGCGGCCAAAUGGUUGCGAUUGAGGCCGCGCUUUUCUCUCCCGCAGUCAAAUAAAGAGUUUUGCAAAGAAUGCGGACCGGAUUCGUCAUUGGCAACUUUCAUCGGCGGAAGCUCGGGAGACACCGAUCGGCGAGUUCCCGAUUUGAUCAAAGACGAGAACUCGCGACCUGAUCUGGACCCGUCAAACUGUCAAGUGACACUGUCCGCGAAUAUAAAAGGCCUUCGUUGUGACGAUCUUGCGAACAGUUUGUUCGUGACGAGAGAGAGCAAUGUCGAGGAUUCCUCUGUUCCUGACGUUACUAUGCGUCACUCGAGCGCUCGCUUCGGACGAUGCGAAGCAGCAGAAACGAGGAAUCGUUGGUAGUGACGGAUGGAUCGGUCUAUCGGGUCCUCACGGAUACGGACAUGGACACCCCUGGUCGAUCGGUCAUGCCCCUUGGAAAGGGCUCAAACUGCCGGAAGUCAAUCUACACGCAGGGUUGCAUUUGGCAGACGCGUAUCCGUUUUACGGUAGAGGCGGUAUCGCCCUGACACCCGAAAUCGUCAAGACGUUUCCGGUGUACAUAACGAAGCAUGUGGUGCUCGAAAAGCCGGUUCCAGUUCCGGAGCCGGUGAUCAUAGAGAAACCGUAUCACGUGCCGGUGCCGAUCGAGAAGAUUGUUCACAAACCGGUCCCCAUUCCUAUACCGGUGCCUCAGCCGCUGCCGAUUCCCGUUGAGCAUCCAGUGCCGAUUCCUGUGAAGCAUCCGGUGCCGGUCGCGGUGCCGGUACAGCAACCGAUUCCAGUUCCAGUGAAACAUCCGGUGCCGGUGCCGGUGCCGGUGCCAGUUCCGCUGCACCCGCUUCCACCGCCAUUUCCGCUGCACCCGAUCCCAUCGCCACUCUCGCUGUUUGCCGGCGGUCUUGAUGGUUCCAUUUAUGCGCCGGCUCAUCUUCACGGUCAUGUCCCAACCGUCUUGCAUUUGGGCCAUGGAGCUGUUCACGGUCUCGCCCACGGCUUCGGCCACGGGCUCGGCCAUGCGUUUGCACACGGUUACGGUCACGACUACGGCUAUCACGAUCACGAUUCCCAUGCCGAUCAUAUCAUUCAUGAGCACAAGAAGAGAAAGACUGACAAGAACUGA